Molecule: messenger RNA, 1542 nt
Organism: Phyllostomus hastatus (greater spear-nosed bat)
Lineage: Eukaryota; Metazoa; Chordata; Mammalia; Chiroptera; Phyllostomidae
Gene: METTL18
Product: methyltransferase like 18
Exons: 2
Coding region: 364-1482 (372 amino acids)
Biological process (GO): peptidyl-histidine methylation, to form tele-methylhistidine
Molecular function (GO): protein-L-histidine N-tele-methyltransferase activity
Source: RefSeq, a predicted model, not a curated record
AAUGGGCACCUCUGGCCCGCGGAGGACUCGACUCGCUGGUGCGCUCUCUCAUCGCGGCGCGUCCCGCCCGCUGCCGGGUUUCCCCGCGCCGGGAGCUGGAAACAGGCCCGCUGCGUGCGUCCCGAGAUCUGGAUCGCUGUCACCGUUACCUCGAGGCGCUUUAGGGAGAGUUCAAGUGAAAGAGCAGAGACCUCUAAGAAGUCAUUUGGAAACUUCUCUAAGUAUUUGUAACUGUGUAUAAGCAGCUCAAGAGAAACGGACCCGAAUGAAACUGCGUGAAGAACUGAGGCAGGUCUGUGUUCCCGUCUUCACUUCUGUGCGCGAGCUGAGGGGUCUUCCUCCGAAUUGAAGGGUUGCGCGAGGAUGACUUUCCAGUUUAAUUUCACUAUAGAAGACCACCUGGAAAAUGAAUCCACAGCCCUUGGAGAUGGAGCUUUGACCCCACAUUCUUCAAAAGAGGCUUCAGGCUCAGAAAGUCAGAAAGGCAAACAUAGGGACACAGGCUGUUCUAGAGAACAGUGUGACUGCCCUCGGGAUCCCUUGGGGACCCCUGAGCCAGCGGGAAAUGCAGCUCCCUCUCAGGACCCAGGCAGCUCCCUCGACGCAGCCAACAGCUCAGGUAACUUGGAGCCCCAUGAAGAACAGCCUUGCUUAAGACUUGCCAAGGAGCAUGCCGUGCCUGCAGAGGCGAAGGAAGUGAUAGGAAACAAAGUCCUAGAAACGUUACCAGGUCUCCAGCAGGGUAGCAUGUCGGUGGUGAAAACCGUCUUGUUGAAAGAGAAGAAGUUCCCAGGGGAAAACAUCGUUUCAAAAAGCUUUUCUUCUCACUCCGAUCUGAUCACUGGUGUUUACGAAGGAGGCUUAAAAAUCUGGGAAUGUACCUUUGACCUCCUGGCUUAUUUCACAAAGGCCCAAGUGAAGUUUUCGGGGAAAAAAGUGUUGGAUCUGGGCUGUGGGUCAGGGUUGCUGGGUAUAACUGCCCUCAAGGGAGGGGCCAGAGAAGUUCAUUUUCAAGAUUAUAACAGUAUGGUGAUCGAGGAAGUCACCAUACCUAAUGCGGCAGCUAACUCCGCUCUGGAGGGUGAAGAAAGUGAUGGAGACCAACCAGAGGUGAAAAGGUGCAGGAGAUCAAAAGUAGCACAAAGUAAGUGCCGCUUCUUCUCUGGAGAGUGGUCUGAGUUCUGUGAGCUGGUACUGACCAGUGGAAACGUCUUUGAAAGAUACGAUCUCAUUCUCACCUCAGAAACCAUUUACAAUCCGGAUUACUACGGUUCUUUGCACCAAACGCUCCUCAGGCUGUUACAUAAAAAUGGGCGGGUGCUUCUGGCCAGCAAAGCGCAUUAUUUCGGUGUGGGUGGAGGUGUCCAUCUCUUUCAGAAGUUUGUAGAAGAAAGGAAUGUGUUUGAGACUAGAACACUUGAAGUCAUUGACGAAGGACUGAAAAGAUUCCUCACUGAAAUGACUUUUAAGUGCCCUAGUUAAUGUCCACAGAGGGACAUGAAUUGAGGGAAAUAAAAUAACCAAAUUGUUUUGAAUGUUUAA